UUAAUCAAUAACCCAAUACAGUUUUAUUUUUAGCCGGAGCCCUCUACCUCCGGGCUAAGUGUUAGUUCAGUGUUGUUUCUAGUCGCGAUGGAUGUCUAGAUUCUUAGACCUCAAUUCUGUGAACCGUCGCUGCAAUUGCGCUCGCAAAAUGGCAGAUUUAAAACCACUUUUGAAGCGCGCAAAGAAAUCAAUAGAUAAGAGAAACUACGUCGAAGCCGAAAUAUGGUGCAAAAGAAUUUUGGAAAUAGACACACAGAAUUACUUAGCCUUGGCUUACUUCGGUAAAAUCCUUGGUGAAACCGAUGAAGCUCUUGAAUAUUUUCAAAGAGCAAUAGGCCAGCAUCCGAAAAAAUCAUUUGCUUGGCAAUGUCUGGCAAAAUACUAUGAAAGGAAAGAUAAUUCAAAUUCUAAAUUUGAACUGUUACGAGUUUAUGAUGAGAUUCUAAAAUUAAAAAUAGAUAGGGAUAAAGCUGAGGAAAUUAUAUGUAAAGUUGCAGAGAUAGGAUUUUCCCUCAAAGAUCUUAACUCUGCCACUAUUCUAAUAAAUUACCUAUCUACAAAACCUGCACAUUACUUAUACCAGUUCACUGAAUUUAAAUUUCUUGAGAUGUUGAAUGUUACUGUAGCACCUGAUUCAGAGCGAUUAUCAAUGAUAAUACGUAAGAUCACACAAAAAAUUAUAAGAGAUCCUACAAAUGAUUCAAUGUGCAUUUUAUUGGGAAAAAUUAUUCUGAUGUACAGAAAAUUUGCUCGAGCAUUCCAUUAUCUGAUGGAGUUGCCCUACUUCCCAUCAAAUGUUGUAUUUCGCAUGUGGUUUUGCAAAUAUUUAUGCAUAAUCUUUGCACAAUUUGAGACAUUUUGGGGAGUUGUUAUGGAGAACUACUAUGAUGAUAUUGUACAAGGAUACAGAAAUUCUAAGUAUGCCAAUCUUUUAAAUAGUAUGAUCUUGUACAACAAGAAAAAAUAUUUGGACGCUUAUUGUAUUUGUAAUCAGCUUGUAGAUUAUGAAGAAGUAGAAAUAGCUGAGUCCCUUUUCCUUAUAAAAUGUACAUUUAAGACAAGGAAUUGGGCUAUCUCUGAAGUGGUAAUUAAAAAAUUCCUGUCACGUGUAAUAGAUUUUAAUUACACACUGGAAUUAAAUAAGUUUCUGUUCUUGGCUUUAGCACAGCAAAAGAAGUGGCCUCAAGCACUAGCUGCAGCUAGAAAUAUACCUCUUGAUAUGUUACUUGUACAAGAACAAGCAACACUUGCAACAUGCUACAUAGAAAACAAAGAAAAUCCUGAGCAUAUAAUGAAUAUUUUACAACCAACGGCUUACUAUGUGCAACUUAAAGCUCUGGCUCUAAUAGUAAACGAACACUAUACUGAAGCAAUUAACAUGUUGCAGAGAGAGGCUGAAAACUCAGUAAAUUAUUUUUAUAUGGGUAGAUCAUACUGGCAGUUAAAACAGUAUGAAGUUUCAUACACUUAUUUUCUCAAAGCAGUUAAACUGGAUGCAAACUAUGCCGAAGCUUACUUCUAUAUGGGAAUGUUUUAUGAAUUUUUCAAGUUACAAUUUUUCAUAGCUAAACUUAAUUAUGAAAAAGCUCACCAGCUGGACCGUACAAACCCCAAUAUUCUCAAAAGAUUGAGUGAUGUGUAUUUAAACUUGGAUCUAAAGGAAAAAAACUACCAUUUGUUACGGAAUGUUAAUCAUCUUGUCAUAACUCUUCCAUGGCUGCAUUUCCGCUUAGCAGUUUAUUUUAAAGAAAAGAAGGACUGGAAGGCUACUAUUAGACAACUUAAAUAUGUUGUCAAAUAUGAUAAUACAAACAUACAAGCUCUUGAAUACUUAGCUGAUGCCUAUGAAGCAGAUAAACGUAUAGAUUUGGCAAUCGAAUGUUUGUAUAAAAUCAUAGAUUUGGUUCAUACUAAAGAGGUCAAGUGCCUUUAUAGGAUUGCUAAUAUUCUGAAUUCAGCAGAAAGAUAUCAGGAAGCUCUUAACUUGUUUGAAAAAAUGUUACAUUUGUCACCCAGGUCUUUGUUUGCACUGAAAGGAACAACAGACGUAAAUAUGAAACUUGCAGAAAUAAAUGCAAAAAGAGGGCAUUUUCAACUUGCUAGACAUGCCGCACAGAAUUCUAUUAUGUACUUAAUUACAUCCAUAGGUAUUUGCAACAAGACAUUCAUAAAUUGGAAUAUAUUAGCUAAUGCUAUAUUAUUUAUAGCAACACUACCUGAUAACCAUUGCUACCUUGAGAUAAGGUUUGAUUUAAACCAAGAACUCGGUAAUUUGGGAAGCAUAAACACCAAAAUGAAUAUGUAUAAGCUGGGCUAUUACUGCUUUUGGCGCGGACAGUCUCUUCUACCAUCUCACAUUGAAAGGCACAUGUGUCGAUUGUUAGCAUCGGAAAUAUUUGAUGAUGAGUUACGUGCUACGCUCGCUAGAUAUUCCAGUACUUAUAUGGCACUAGAGUAUCGACAAGGAGUGGGCUACAUUGCUAGACAUAGAAAUAACAGACCCCUGAUGUGGAGACGUUAAAUUAUCUUCAACAAAAAAUUAUAUAAUUGAGUGUAUAUUUCAAUGUCAUAGCUAUUUCAGUAAAACUUAAUCCAAAUAUUUAAAAUAAUCAUUAUCAUGCAUUGUAAUUUUUAAAUGUAAUCAUUUAUUAUCGACUGAAGGAAAAUUAUUCCAAAAAAUGUAAAUGAGUGAAUGGUAAACAUGGUAAACCUAAGUAGUGGUUUAAUAGCUAUUGCAGUAGUAUUUAUUACAAAUAUUUAAAACAAUCAUUAUCAUAAGAUGUAGUUUCUUAAAAUGAGUACAUAGAUUAAAGAUAACUCGUUUUGAAAAAUUGUAAGCACUGUAUGGUUCCACUUUAUAGAACAGUAGUAAUUAUAAUAGCUAUUUUUUAUUUAUA
This is a messenger RNA of Nymphalis io (European peacock), 2897 nucleotides long. RefSeq lists its product as uncharacterized. Lineage: Eukaryota; Metazoa; Arthropoda; Insecta; Lepidoptera; Nymphalidae. The coding region runs from base 92 to 2521 and encodes 809 amino acids. The transcript has 2 exons. Gene Ontology annotation, cellular component: Ski complex. The record is from RefSeq and is a predicted model, not a curated record. Gene Ontology annotation, molecular function: protein binding.